AUGUCAUGGAACGUUGAUUCAGCAUAUAAGUCUGCAUUAUCCCCAGGUAGUGGUUUAUGUGACAUCUACGAAUCCAGAGAUAGGGGCAAAGUUGUGAAAGAGGACGAAUUACAUUUAAACGAAUCCGGAAAAAUAACUGAUGAACAGGAAAAAGAUGAAUUAGGACGGGGGGGAGAUUCACCAAGCAAGGAUACCGUAGCAGCCGCAGAUCAUGUCUUGACAAUAAAUAAAACUAUCAAAACAUAUAAGGAAGAAAGGACCAAAGAACGAACAUUCACACACCUUAGAAAUGGAAAGAAUAACGAUAUAAAGCAAGAUGACCAGUCCCUGAGAAAAUUGCAUUCCUUGGAAAAAGAUGAAGUUCUCAUCCGAAAAGGAAUACUAACUGGAGUUGCGUGCACAGUCAGACAGAGUGCAGUGAAGACAAGGAAGAUGUCAGGGGAAAGUAAUUCUUUGAAAUCAAAUUACGGCUUGUCUAAGAAGAAAUUAUCACAGAAAAAUAGCUGUUUGAGCUCAGUUGAAGUUAGCACUAGGAAUAAAUCUUCGAAAAGAAGUAAUUCCUUGAGCAUAAUUGAUGCAAUCUUCGAAGACAGAUUCUCCGAACAGGACACUUCCGUGAGCUCAGUUGAAACAAUCACCAUGCAGGAAAUCUCGGCAGAGGUUAAUACUACAAGACAGAUUCAUGUAGUUGAAAGGAAGGGAACAAUGGCAAGAGACGAUUCCUUGAGUACAAGUUCUUGCGAUACUACGGAGAGAGUGUUAGUGACGAGUGGCUCACCAUGCAAAGUUGGCGCAGCUAUUACAGACAGAACAUCAACAAGGGAUGAUUUUUCUAGCGCAGAUGAUUAUAACAGUUUAUAUUUUUCAGGACGUAGGCGCGAUGUGAAUGCAAGAAGGGUGUCUAAGCAAGAAGGAUCUUCUUCUUCAAGGGAUGAUACAUAUCGAAGAUAUGACUCAUCCCAGGUAUAUGGCCCAAGGAAAGGAAGUGACAUAGAAGCUGCAAGGAAGGUGAAUAACAGGGUCAAGUCUGUCAGGAGAAGUCACUUAUACUCGCAAACACCUGCGAAAUCAGAUUUCGAUUCCCUAGAUGAUAUAAAAAACAAGAUAAAGAAGCAAAAACAAGCUGAAACAAAGAAACAUAUAUACAUAACAUGCAAAAGAAAUAUGCAGAAGAGAUUAAAGGCUGCAGCAGGCACUUAUACACCGAAGGGAAAGUUUGAACAGGAAGCAUAUGAUUAUAUGUAUGAUACAACCGCAGAUAAAUGUUGUGAGGAAGGUCUAUGCAGAGAGGAAUUUUAUAUAAAGAGAAGUAAUGAGAUGUAUAAGAGAAUGCAGAAA
Plasmodium inui San Antonio 1 is the source of this 1338-nucleotide messenger RNA. RefSeq lists its product as hypothetical. NCBI's taxonomy places the organism in Eukaryota, Apicomplexa, Aconoidasida, Haemosporida, Plasmodiidae. The record is from RefSeq and is a predicted model, not a curated record. The annotation marks the transcript as partial. The transcript has a single exon.